UCGCGAGACUUGCGACAGGAGCUUGGACUUGUCCGGCGUCGCUGCCAGAGAAAAGGCCAACCAGCUACCAUGGGGAACAUUUUUGGCAACCUUUUAAAGAGUCUUAUAGGAAAAAAAGAGAUGCGGAUUUUGAUGGUCGGCCUGGAUGCAGCUGGGAAAACCACGAUCCUGUACAAACUCAAGCUUGGAGAGAUAGUCACAACAAUUCCCACUAUUGGGUUUAAUGUGGAGACAGUGGAGUACAAGAACAUCAGUUUUACAGUGUGGGAUGUUGGCGGUCAGGACAAAAUCAGGCCUUUGUGGCGACACUACUUUCAGAACACGCAGGGCCUGAUAUUCGUGGUGGACAGUAAUGACCGAGAGAGGGUGAAUGAGGCCAGAGAAGAGCUGAUGAGGAUGCUGGCUGAAGAUGAACUGAGAGAUGCAGUGCUGCUGGUGUUUGCUAACAAGCAGGAUCUGCCAAACGCCAUGAAUGCUGCAGAGAUCACUGACAAGCUGGGCCUUCACUCACUCCGUCACCGUAACUGGUAUAUUCAGGCCACCUGCGCCACCAGCGGCGACGGCCUGUACGAGGGCCUUGACUGGCUGGCCAACCAGCUCAAGAACAAAAAGUGAGGCGAAUCUGUGGACAGCUGAGCUGCAGCUCAUCAGGGAGCACCAGUGGGUUUCUUUUAUUGUGUUUACAAGAUGAGAGUGGAGAGAGCAGGCCGGCUCAGAGUCCAGCUGCGUAGCCUGUACUGUUCUCGCUUUGUAAAAAUGUCACUUUGAACCCUUCACUUCUGUUCUGAUCAAUCUAUAACGAUAUAUAAUGAUAGAAAAUCUCCAUAUCAUGUGUUUCUCUUUCGUCAGUGUAAAGAAAAGGGGGUUGAAGGGUGUGAACUGGUUUAGUAAUCCAUAAUAUAGAGUCCGUAGUGUUAAAUGCAGGUCAUUUAAACUAUUAUAAUGAGCUGCCCUGUUUAAACUGUGUUAAAAUGGCUCGGAGGUCUUAGGUAUCGGAAAUAAAGGUAAGGGAAUUUUCACAUGCAGAACGAUCCAAGAGUACUAGACGUGUUUCUGUUUGAUAUGUUUUUGCUAUAGUAAUGCUGUUGAAGUUUUACUGUAACACUCUGUGAUUAUUAGCAUUUAAAUCUGUGUUGAAACAGUAUUAUGCUUUGACCGCUUGCAUAUAUCGCCCUGUUUUGAGCAGGCCUCUGUAAGAUGUGAGUUGCACAGAUGGAUGACAUAAUCACUACUCGCCUUUUUUCUUUUGCAUGUAGACACUGACUUGACAGAAUGAUACAGUGGCUGCACAUUUCUUAGAUCCUCAAUUACACCUCUUGUCAAAACGAUUUACUGUUUUUGCAUGUUGCCUCUCUAUGGUCAGAUAGUGUGUGCUCUCUCUGUAGCUCUCUGUAGCUCCACGAGUGGUCUAGCUGUUCUUUGGAUCCUUUAGAUGGUUAGAAGCCACUGUGUUCAUAUCACUCAUCAUACUGUAUAUUGCAGAAUGAGAACAAUGAGUUUGGAUAUUUGAAAAGAAAUUGGUAUUAAGUCAUGUACUACUGAUCAAAGCAUGUUUUUUUAAAGCAUCGUCCAUCAUCUCUAUAGUGAUGCUAAAAUUUUGGUGGUUGAAUCAAACGGUUCACUCAACAAAGCCGUGUUAGAACGCAGCAUCCCACGAUACCUCGGCCUGUCUCUCUGCUUAACUGUUUACUUCCUCAGUGAACUGCCCACAAAAAUGUGUGCUUCUUAACUUUAUCGUACUGCUGCUGCCACAUGAACAAUCGUUCUACAUCAUGGUUUAAACAAAUGGGUUCCACUACAAACACACCACAAAAAGUGUUUUUUUUUUGUCUUUGUUCAUUUAUGUCUUAGUGAAUUUGAAAUUAGUGCAAGAUUAUACAUAAACAGCAGCUGAACCAUUAUUUAUUUGUACCAAAUCAGAUUAGAGCCACUUACCAAUUAACAUGUUGAUUACUGACUGCCAUCAAUAACACGUGUGAAUAUACCCAAUAAUUUAUUGAACAAAAUGUCUAAUAAACUCUCUGUGAUGAAA
Molecule: messenger RNA, 2032 nt
Organism: Clarias gariepinus (North African catfish)
Lineage: Eukaryota; Metazoa; Chordata; Actinopteri; Siluriformes; Clariidae
Gene: arf3a
Product: ADP-ribosylation factor 3a
Exons: 5
Coding region: 70-615 (181 amino acids)
Biological process (GO): intracellular protein transport; vesicle-mediated transport
Cellular component (GO): cytoplasm; plasma membrane
Molecular function (GO): GTP binding; GTPase activity
Source: RefSeq, a predicted model, not a curated record